GUAAUUAUAGAAUUCCACGUUGAAUAAAGAACGUCUAGGGUGACGAGGACGGGAAGUGCCCAUCGAGUAUAGUUAACGUUUCAAGUGAGAACCGAUCAUCGUUCCACGAGUGUCUCAUAUCUGAUUGUUCUGUCCUGUGCAGCUUUCAUUCUAUACGCGUGAUAGCAACCCUUAAAUUGGUCGCUUUGUCGCACACAAUACCACCGACACAGAGAACCAGGCGAGUCGCCGAGAGGAGACGAUCGACCGGCUGGCCAGGCCAGCCAGAGUCUGCUCUCUAACGAGCUUUAGUCGCGUACCGGCCACCGCGCACUGCACGUCGCGAGGCGUUCGUAGUCGGACGAGCGAGGCUCCUGGCUGCUCCUUUCAAUUGACAGACGCAGAGAAAGAGAGUGAGAGGAUCAACAGAGACGAGGAUAAAACUAUCGGAAGAAGAGGUGUUUUUCGUUUGAAAUUUUUCCAAAUUUCCAUUUCGUAUAUACUUGAUCGAUCGGGGUGGUCUCUUUUCCUCGAGACUUUCAGGGUUAGCAAAAUAGAAGAAGAAGGAGAAGAAAGUUGAUACUAGGAAGAGUGUAUUAAGAUGGUGACCAAGUGCGACGUUCUCGUUCUGAGUUGACGAGGGUUCCCCUUAGGAGAGGUCAAAUUGUCUAAACGCGUUCACUGAAGAAAGGGGAGGAGCAGCGAAAACACGUAGCAGACGUAUCACUAAGGAGCCUGAAAGCCAGUCAUGGAUCCUUAUUCGUUAAGUGUGGAGCGCGAGGCGUCGAAGAACAUCGAGGAGAAUGAAAGAGAAUGCUUCAAAGAUGCGAUCGUUUCGAGCAGAAGCCUCAACAAAGGCUUCGUCGAGCCGACCACCAUUAGAAAUGCCAUACCCGAGAUCGCCUCCUGUAUCAUUAGCGCAACCUUCCAUAUUACGGUAGGGCUAGCCAUGGCGUACUCCGCCAUUCUUAUUCCUCAUCUCGAGGCUGAGGACGCGGAACUACACGCGACACAAGAACAGACUUCCUGGAUCGCGAGUGUGGUGGUAGUAUGCGCUCCUUUGGGCUCUGUUUUGGGUGGAUUUCUCAUGGAGAUAGUUGGAAGAUUGCGGACACUUCAAAUUGGUUCUAUUCCCUUCAUGGCAGGGUGGAUCCUCAUAGCAACCUCGACCAACAUCUCGAUGCUUUUAGGUGGUCGAUUGUUGUGUGGUUUAGCCACAGCUCUGGCUACCUCGCCAGCAAUCGUUUACAUCACCGAGGUCGCGAGACCAGAACUCAGAGGAUCUAUGAUAUCUUUCGGUCCAACAUUGGCCUCGUUCGGUAUGGUUCUUUCGUAUUUGAAGGGUGCGUAUCUUUCGUGGAGACUGGUCGCCUGGUUUGGUAUCAUUUACGCCGCUGUCCCGGUGGUAUUGGUGCAACUGUUCGUCCCAGAAUCGCCUGUAUGGCUCGUUUCUAAGGGACGACUGGACGAGGCGAAGAAAUCGUUGGAAUGGCUGUAUAAGUAUGAGGCAAAACAGGGGAAAGUGAGUGCCGCGGAGGCGCAAUAUACCACGAUCGUAAAGGAGAACGAGAUCAAAUUGAGCGAGCGUAGAAAUAGCAAACACGGCGGAGUGUCUGCCAAACUGAGGGCAUUCUUGAAGCCCACUGGAUGGAAACCUAUAACGAUACUCAUACUUUUCUUCUUCUUCCAACAAUUCUCAGGCAUCUACAUCACUCUGUUCUACGCAGUCACGUGGUUCCAAGAAGUAGGCUCAGGCGUGGACGAGUAUGUAGCCUCGAUUCUAGUCGGUGUAACACGUUUUCUGUGUUCGAUGGUGAACACUUGGCUGCUGAGGCGGUACAAGAGACGGCCACUUUGUAUAGUCUCUUCUGUGGGAAUGGCACUGUGCAUGAUCGUUUCCGGUUACUACACGUACCUCAUCAAGAACGGUGAUCGUUCCGGAUACUGGGUUCCUGUUCUCUGUCUCUUGCUCUACGUUUGCACGUCUAUGAUUGGUAUGCUGACCAUCCCUUGGACCAUGACUGCUGAACUGUUUCCAACUGAAAUUCGAGGAAUAGCACAUUCUAUCAGCUACUCUAUAGCCAACUUGAUCAUGUUCUCAGCUUUGCAAAGUUACAGAAGUUUACAAGCUUUCCUCGGAGGAUCCUAUGCAGUGCAAUGGUUCUUCGCGGGUGUUUCUUUAGCAGCCACAGCGUUCGUAUGGUUGUUGCUUCCGGAGACCCACGGGAAGAAGCUUUCUGAAAUCGAGCAGUAUUUCCAGAAUAAUUUCUUAGCUUGCGGCGCCGAAUCGAAGGCGAAGAAACGGCGUGCACAGAGGAGGAAACAGCGUAUCGAGAAAUCGUCUGCUACGGAGCCGUUGAAUCCGAAGACCGUGCAAAACGUUUAUGAACAGUCGUCAGUAUGCUGCGGAUAUUCUAUCGCUGACUAA
Molecule: messenger RNA, 2407 nt
Organism: Habropoda laboriosa
Lineage: Eukaryota; Metazoa; Arthropoda; Insecta; Hymenoptera; Apidae
Product: facilitated trehalose transporter Tret1-like
Exons: 10
Coding region: 728-2407 (559 amino acids)
Biological process (GO): transmembrane transport
Cellular component (GO): membrane
Molecular function (GO): transmembrane transporter activity
Source: RefSeq, a predicted model, not a curated record